AUUCAACGCCACAUUUCAAUCAUUAGACGAUGCAUUCUCCGUAUAUGGGAUCAAGUUCUCAUUUGUUCAUUAGGGAAGCCUGUCCGCUAUCGCCGCGUGUUGUCACACCGGUCUCCAGCUACCGACGAGACAAUGACAAGCGCAACACCACUACCGAUAUGUCAUAACCACCACGAUAACGAUUCAGACUUGGUAGCUUUAAAGAUUAGCCUCUUAGGCGAUUGUCAGAUUGGAAAGACAAGUUUUCUGGCAAAGUAUGUGGGAAAUGAGAAAGAUGAGGGAGUGAAGCAUAACAACGGUUUGAAAUUGAUGAAAAAAACAUUGAUGGUUAAGGAUGCACGUAUUUCUUAUAGUCUCUGGGAACUAGACGGUGAUGAAGGAUUGGAGCAGCAAAUUCCGGUGGCUUGCAAGGGAUCUGUGGCUAUUUUGAUCAUGUUUGAUCUAACUAGUCGGGUCACUUUAAACAGUGUUAUAAGGUGGUACCAAGAAGCAAGGAGAUGGAAUCAGACCGCAGUUCCUGUUAUAAUAGGAACCAAGUUUGAUGAUUUUAUCCAGCUCCCGAUAGAUCUACAAUGGGCAAUUGCAAGCCAGGCAAGAGCAUAUGCCAAGGUUCUAAAUGCAACUCUCUUCUUUUCAAGUGCGACCUAUAACAUCAAUGUGAAUAAGAUUUUCAAAUUCAUCACAGCAAAGCUCUUUGACCUGCCCUGGACCUUGGAGCGCAAUCUCACCAUUGGAGAACCUAUUAUUGAUUUCUAGAAGUUAUAUUUAGCACGUAGCAAAGCCCCUUUCAUU
This is a messenger RNA of Populus euphratica (Euphrates poplar), 792 nucleotides long. RefSeq names its product septum-promoting GTP-binding protein 1-like. The record is from RefSeq and is a predicted model, not a curated record. The transcript has 6 exons. Gene Ontology annotation, molecular function: GTPase activity; GTP binding. The coding region runs from base 133 to 756 and encodes 207 amino acids. NCBI's taxonomy places the organism in Eukaryota, Viridiplantae, Streptophyta, Magnoliopsida, Malpighiales, Salicaceae.